ACAUGUAGACAAAAAUUACAUCCGAGCCUCAAAAUCUCUGUUAAUACCUUUUUUAAAGACUACCAUCCAGCAUGUGGCCGGUAUUUUAAAAGUGUUGCACGGCUUAAAAACAGACUCUUGGUGCCGCUGUGGUCUAACACAACGGCGGCUCAGGCAUCUCCACCCACCGUGGCUGCCAUAAAAGCCUUUUAGGCUCAGACAACGGACUUUGUGAAUACUGCUUUUUUUGUCUGUUCCGCUGUUCAGAAUUUCGGAUUAUUCGUGGAGGAAUAAAGGAAUAUUCUCCAGGUUUACUGUUUUUUAGAACAUAAACAUUUUUGAAGGGGACAUGGGGAACAAAGGAUUGUAUUCGCUUCAUCUGGUCUUCUGUUUUGUUUUCUUCCUCCUGCCGCUGGACCUCGUUAAUGGAGACCCGAGUUACACAAUUUCUGAGGAACAGAGGCGUGGAUAUGUGAUAGGAAAUGUAGCAAAGGAUCUCGGCAUUGACGUUACAACAAUAUCGUACCGAAAGCCCCGUGUUGAUUUUGAAGGUACACAAAAGCAGUACUGUGACGUUAGUCUGAACACCGGUGAACUGAUCACAUCAGAACGAAUUGACAGAGAAAGCCUUUGUGACAAGAAACCGUCGUGUUUGUUAAAAUUGGACCUGGUCUUAGAAAACCCUUUGGAGCUUCAUCGUGUGACUCUUCAUAUUCAAGAUAUAAAUGACAAUUCGCCAACAUUCAGAAAAAAUUUGAUUGAAAUGGAAAUAAGUGAGUCCGCAGAAAAAGGUUCUCGCUUCUCCAUCGAGGAGGCCCAUGACGCUGAUUUAGGUCAAAAUGCUGUUCAGAGAUACAUCCUACAAAAGAACGACAAUUUUAUUCUUGCAGUUCAAAAUAAUAAUGUUGAACUUGUUUUAGAUAAAAAACUUGAUCGAGAGAAACAGAAGGAGAUGAAUUUGCUGCUGACAGCUUUAGAUGGAGGCUCUCCUCAGAGAUCAGGCACUGCAGUCAUACACGUCACUGUACUGGAUGCUAAUGAUAACGCCCCAGUGUUCAGUCAGGGCAUUUAUAAAGCCAGUGUGGCCGAAAACUCACUGCCUGGUACUGUAGUUGUUGUUGUAAGUGCUAGUGAUGCAGACGAAGGAGUAAAUGGAGAGGUGACGUAUGAUAUUGGCCACUUGUCUGAAAAUGAUGUGAAUGUUUUUUCAAUUGAUCCUAAAAUAGGAAAAAUAACUGUAACCGGACAGACUGACUACGAAGAAAAGAGUUCUUUUGCGAUUCCUAUUGAAGCUAAAGACGGAUUGGGACUAACGUCGUAUGCUAAAGUUAUUAUAGAUGUGACUGAUUUAAACGAUAAUGCUCCAGUUAUAUACGUAAAGUCUCUGACUAACCCCAUACCUGAGAACGUGUCACCUGGUACAGAGGUGGGCAUCAUUAAUGUUCAGGACAGAGAUUCUGGUAAAAACGGACAGGUCAGCUGCUCUAUUCACCAGAAAGUUCCCUUUAAAUUAGUUCCUUCUAUUAAAAACUAUUAUUCCCUGGUGACCACAGGACAACUGGACCGUGAACUAGUGUCUGAUUACAACAUUACAAUCAGUGCUACUGACGAGGGCUCUCCUCCUCUGUCCUCCUCUAAAACUGUUCACUUAUCUGUAGCUGACAUCAACGACAACCCACCUGUGUUUGAGGAACAGUCCUACAGCGCAUAUGUGACUGAAAAUAACAAACCUGGCUCCACUUUAUGUUCAGUUACUGCUCGAGACCCUGACUGGAGACAGAACGGUACAGUGAUUUAUUCUCUGUUACCUGGUGAAGUGAACGGUGCCUCAGUCUCCUCCUACCUGUCAGUUAACGGAGACACAGGUGUGAUCCACGCUGUGAGGUCAUUUGACUAUGAACAGUUUAAGAACUUUAAAGUCAACGUCAUGGCCAGAGACAACGGUUCUCCUCCACUGAGCAGCAACGUGACUGUCAGUGUAUUUAUAUCAGAUGUGAAUGACAACUCUCCUCAGAUAUUGUAUCCCUCCUCAGAUAGAAACUCCUUCAUGACUGAGUUAGUUCCUAAAGCUGCACACGGAGGUUCUCUGGUGUCCAAAGUGAUAGCAGUGGACGCAGACUCUGGACAGAACGCCUGGCUGUCCUAUCAAAUAGUUUCAUCUACUGAUCCAGGACUUUUCACUAUUGGUGUCCACAGUGGAGAGAUCAGGACACAGAGGGACAUUUCUGAAUCUGACAGCAUGAAACAGAACCUUGUUGUUGCAGUGAAAGAUAACGGACAGCCCCCUCUCUCUGCCACCUGCUCCAUGUAUUUGAUUAUUUCUGAUAACUUGGCUGAAGUGACGGAACUUAAAGACAUUUCUAAUGACGGAACUAAUUCGAAACUGACUUUUUACCUGAUCAUUGCACUGGUGUCUGUGUCCACCUUCUUCUUGACCUUCAUCAUCAUCGUCCUGGGUGUGAGGUUCUGUCGCAGAAACAAACCCAGACUGUUGUUUGAUGGAGCAGUCGCCAUCCCCAGCGCUUAUCUUCCUCCUAAUUACUCAGAUGUUGACGGCACAGGAACUUUACGCAGCACCUACAAUUAUGACGCCUACCUGACAACAGGUUCUAGAACCAGUGACUUUAAGUUUGUGACAUCAUACAACGACAACACACUGCCAGCUGACCAGACUCUGAGGAAAAGUCCCUCUGACUUUGUUGACCCAUUUGAGGAUUUCGAGGCCUCCGUGGAGGUAGGCUGUUCUUUAAAAUCUUUUUAUGAGGCACGUAAUUAUUUUCUUUUUCUUUGCCCCAUAUUUUUACGCAUUUAAAAAGACUGUGUUGUUGCUGAUGGGAAGUAGUGGCAAGUUGUUAUUUUUACUCUAUAGAAGGAACACGUGUAUAACGACACAAUUUUCAAUUGUCUUUUUUUUUUUUUACACAAGUGAAACGUUUUGGUUUUCGACAUGAAUUUAUUUUUCGUAAUUUUUCUCCAAUUAUAUCUUAUACUUCAUCUUUCUAAUUGGCUGAAAAAUGCACCAAGAACGAAACAGUAUAAUGUUUUUAGUCAAGCUGCAUAUCUAUAUUAAGUAGUAGAAAUUACAUUUUUAUUCACCAGCUACGAUUUAAAUAUAUAACUCAGAAUAUAAGUCGUUGUCAGGUAGACCACGUUUUAGCGU
Molecule: messenger RNA, 3139 nt
Organism: Cynoglossus semilaevis (tongue sole)
Lineage: Eukaryota; Metazoa; Chordata; Actinopteri; Pleuronectiformes; Cynoglossidae
Product: putative protocadherin beta-18
Exons: 1
Coding region: 329-2791 (820 amino acids)
Biological process (GO): homophilic cell-cell adhesion
Cellular component (GO): plasma membrane
Molecular function (GO): calcium ion binding
Source: RefSeq, a predicted model, not a curated record